This is a messenger RNA of Lotus japonicus, 723 nucleotides long. Its product is annotated as NDR1/HIN1-like protein 10. The transcript has a single exon. Gene Ontology annotation, cellular component: plasma membrane. The record is from RefSeq and is a predicted model, not a curated record. NCBI's taxonomy places the organism in Eukaryota, Viridiplantae, Streptophyta, Magnoliopsida, Fabales, Fabaceae. The coding region runs from base 1 to 723 and encodes 240 amino acids.
AUGACUGACAAGGAGCCACCACCGCCACAACUGAACCCCGCCGCCGCAAUAAACAUCCCUCCCCCGGCGGAGCAACCACAACCCCGCCACCACAAAGGCAGAACAUGCUGCUACUGCCUCUUCCGCACCUUCUGGAUCCUCCUCGCCACCAUCCUCCUCUUAGCCUGCCUCAUAAUCCUCGUGGUAUGGAUCCUCAUCCAACCCCGUUCCUACACCUUCCACGCCUCCCAAGCCAAGCUCACCGAGUUCAACUACAACUCCACCACCGCCACGCUCCGCCACAACCUCGUCGUCAACUACACCGUCCGCAACCCGAACAAGAAGCUCAAGAUAUACUUCGACGUCGUGGUGGCUCACGCGCUCUACAAGGAUGUGACGUUCGCCACGACGGACGUCACCAUGCCGUGGCGCGCGUCUUAUCUUCAAGCCACGAAGAGCACAGUUCCCAUGAGCGCUGCUUUCUCCGGGCAGCAAGUGGUGGCGGUGGAUCAUCAAGAUUACAUCUCUGAUCAGUUCGAGAAAGAGAAAAAAGAUGGAGCUUUUGUUAUUGAUACCAAGAUCAACAUCGAUAUUCGGUUCAGGUUGGGAGAUUUCCAGUUUGAGGGUCCUAGUGCCAGAGUCAAAUGUAAGCUCAAGGUUCCUCCGAGCUCUAAUGGUGAUGGGAAAACGGUUGCGGUCGUUGCAGAUGCUUUUCAUCCCACCAAGUGCGAUGUUGAUUUCUGA